AUGGUCUCAAUCUGCAGUCUCUGUUCCUUUGUUCUUUCCUUUUCCUUUGCUUUCGUACCGCAAUUCUCCAUCUUUAUUGAUGCUCAAGCUCCAAGUUAUUUUCAACCAAAAAAUGAAAAAGCUCAAGAUUAUGAUUAUCCAUCUGCCCCAAUUUCAACACGGUGGACGAACGAUGGAACAACUAAUCGCUCCAUAUUGCAUGGAGAUGGAUAUAUCGUGCGAUCAAUUCUACUCCAACGCAAAGGGCCAUAUUAUGAACCUGCCUAUGCUUGCGGCUUCUACUGUAAUGGUAACUGCGAAAAUUACCUCUUUGCUGUGGUCAUAGUCACAUAUACCAUUGAUGAUUUGUUGGAUCCACAAGUAGUGUGGUCUGCCAAUCGAAACAAUCCCGUAAACAUCGGCGCGACAUUAGAGCUCACAUCCGAAGGAGAUUUGGUGUUGAAAGAUGUUGAUGGCACUGUUGCUUGGUCCACAAACACUUCUGGUAAGUCCAUCGUAGGCUUGAAGCUGACAGUUUUGGGGAACCUUGUGUUGUUUGAUAAGAAUAAUGUGACUGUUUGGCAGUCAUUUGAUCAACCAACCGACUCCCUUGUUCUGGGACAAAAGUUGACGCCUGGGCAAAGAUUGAUACCGAGUGUUUCUUGGACAAAUUGGACCAUAGACGAAAUGAUCACGCUUUCCCUGAAUAGCGAUAAUUUAGCUGCUCAAUUGGGGACUAGUCCACCUCUCAUCUAUUAUCUAAAUGGCAAUUUUCCUGUGGAUGCAAGUAUUGCGUUGGCAUAUGUUCAGUUUGUAAAUGGAAGCUUGACUUUUUUCUCAAAUUCUUCCCAGAAGCUGACUUUGAUUGUACUCCCUCAAUCAUCUAAUGCGCAAUACAUGAAGUUUGGCUCGGAUGGGCAUUUGAGAGUAUAUCAGUGGGCAUAUGGGUGGAAAGAAGUGGCCGAUCUUUUGACAGAUCAUGUUGGGGAGUGCGGUUAUCCAAUGGAAUGUGGACAAUAUGGAAUUUGCUUCAAUGGGUUAUGUGGCUGUCCGGCUUCGAGUGGGCAAGUGAACUAUUUCAAGCAAGUAAAUGAUUUGCAACCUGAUCUUGGGUGCUCUGAGACAAUUCCAUUGUCUUGUGAGGCUUCACAAUAUCAAAGUUUUCUGGAGCUCAAACAUGUCAAGUACUUCGCUAAGUUUGCUUUCCCUACAGAUCUGCAGACCAUGGAUUCUUUGAGUUGUAAAAAGGCCUGUGCAAAGAACUGUUCAUGCAAAGCGGCUAUAUUCCUACAUGGAUCGAAUCCCAAUAGUGGCAAGUGUUACUUAACAACUCAGAUGUUUUCACUAACAAAAAUUAACGACAGUAAGAUUUCUUCUGAUUAUACUACUUUCGGUACGAUUCCUUCUGACUAUACUACUUUCCUUAAAGUACAAAAUGUGGCCAAUGACGUUCUUAAAACUUCAGUUGGCAAUCAAAGGAGCAACCAUCUCCGAAUAAUACUUGGGUCCAGCCUUGGAGCUCUAUUUGCCACAAUGAUUCUCAUUGUAGUCAUAGUUUUGAUUGUUUGGAAGAGAGAUGAUAAUGAAACAGAGGAGAAUUAUCUUGAUCAAGUACCUGGAAUGCCCACAAGAUACAAAUACGAUGAUUUGAAAGCCAUUACAGAGGACUUCAGUAAAAAGCUUGGCGAAGGUGGUUUUGGUUCUGUUUUCGAGGGUACUCUAAUUGAUGGCACAAAAGUUGCAGUGAAGCGCCUUGAUGGUUUUGGGCAAGUCAAGAAAUCCUUUCUAGCUGAAGUUGAGACCGUUGGCAACAUCCAUCAUGUGAACUUGGUAAGACUCAUGGGAUUUUGUGCAGAGAAAUCCCACAGGCUUCUUAUCUAUGAAUACAUGCCAAAUGGAUCUCUAGAUAGAUGGAUUUUUCACAAAUCCAAUGAAUGUGUUCUCGACUGGCAACAAAGGAAGAAGAUCAUUCUCGAUAUGGCAAAAGCACUGCAUUAUCUUCAUGAAGAUUGUAGACAAAAGAUAGUUCACUUGGACAUUAAACCCCAAAAUAUUCUGUUGGAUGGGAAUUUCACUGCCAAGGUUGCUGAUUUUGGGCUGUCCAAGCUAAUCGAUAGGGACCAAAGCAAAGUUGUCACAACCAUGAGAGGAACUCCUGGUUAUUUGGCCCCCGAGUGGCUGAGUGCAGCAAUUACUGAAAAGGUUGAUGUGUACAGCUUUGGCGUGGUAAUCCUGGAGAUAGUUUGUGGGAGAAAAAUCUUCGAUCGCUCUUUAGAUGAAGAUGACAUGAAUUUGCUAAGCCUUUUUGAGAGAAAGGCAGAAGAGGAGCGAUUGUUGGACAUUGUGGAUAAUUAUAGUGAGGAUAUGCAACUAAUUGGGCCACAGGUGGUGAAUAUGAUGAGGAUUGCUGCAUGGUGCUUGCAAGGAGACUAUACAAAGAGGCCUUCCAUGUCAAUGGUCAUCAAGGUGUUAGAGGGCGCUAUGGAAGUUCAAGAUGACCUAGAUUUCAACUUCUUUGCUCAGCCUUCCACUAAUAGAGCAGCAAAACUCGGUCAAAUGGACAUCGAAUUCAAUUCAAACACUGCAUUACUACCCUCUGUUCUAACUGGUCCACGAUGAUGUUGCAAACUAGUAAAAAGUUUUUGUUCUCUAUAUAUCAAGCGGUAAAAUUGUGCAGGCAAUUGAAUUUUUCAGAGUUUGAACGUUCGAGUAUGUCAAUUUUUUUUCUAGCCCAAAGAAAGUCUGUGGCAUGAUAUCAAUUUUCAUUUUU
Molecule: messenger RNA, 2749 nt
Organism: Eucalyptus grandis
Lineage: Eukaryota; Viridiplantae; Streptophyta; Magnoliopsida; Myrtales; Myrtaceae
Product: G-type lectin S-receptor-like serine/threonine-protein kinase SD2-5
Exons: 1
Coding region: 1-2598 (865 amino acids)
Biological process (GO): protein phosphorylation
Molecular function (GO): protein serine/threonine kinase activity; ATP binding
Source: RefSeq, a predicted model, not a curated record